This is a messenger RNA of Eupeodes corollae, 1143 nucleotides long. RefSeq lists its product as uncharacterized. The transcript is spliced from 3 exons. The coding region runs from base 330 to 938 and encodes 202 amino acids. The record is from RefSeq and is a predicted model, not a curated record. NCBI's taxonomy places the organism in Eukaryota, Metazoa, Arthropoda, Insecta, Diptera, Syrphidae.
UUAGAAAAAACGAUUGUAGUGGCACUAAAUCGUCAAAUUGCGAUUAAGAAAAACGAGAAUCGUAAAAAUGACGAUACUCGUAUUUUUAUUUACGAGUGCCUUCAGCUUUUGUUUUGGGGGUAGAUGUCAAAUGUCAUUUAUUUUUUUUUUGUUUGGUUGGUUUUUGUUUUGUUAAGUGCGCAAAAAAAUGCCUACAACUAAUGCUAAGCAGUUGGAUUUGCUGGUAGCUUUUAUAUAAACCAAUCCAAACAUAGCAAAAAAUUACUUGCCGACGAGCCAAGCCAAAGCCAAAUCCAAAAUUCUUUGAAAGGCUUUGACUGAUAAGCUAAAUGCAUGCGGUCCUCCAGAGGAACCAAUGGAUGGUUGGAAAAGUGUAUGGAAAGAUUUUAGGUACAAUCUUAAGCGCAAAAUGCAAGGAAAUUUGCUCCAUCGAAGUUGCACAGGGGGUGGCCCGAAUAAGCAAAAAAAAAAUUUCAGAAAAUGAAAAAAUAGUAAUUGCGAUUCUAGACCUAAAUGAGGCCGUGUCAGGUAAUUUAUCAGGGAAACAAUUCGGUGAUACGAGUGAUGCGAAUAUUCAAGUGGCGGCCGGCAGCAGCACCAGUGUUAAUGUGACUGUGGAAGAAGCUGAUGAGCAGGAAGUACUUCUCGCUAUGUUCAACGAUGACUCUUUACCACAACCAGACAACAAUGAAAAUACUGAGCCACAACCAGAUAAUAGUGAACAUUUUGCAGAAGAUGUCAACCCACCACCUUCCCGUAAUAAAAAAGCACCAAUGUUAAUAGGAGUGAAGUUAGUUGUUCCUUUAAAAAAUUAUCAUUUUUCGUUUUUGCCUGGCAACUUUUUUUGCUUUCUAUUUUCGUAUCUUAUAAUCGCUCUUCACCAUGACUUUCGUUUCUUCGAGUUUCGUUUUUUCUGCCGUUCGUUUCGUAAUUCAUAAUAAGGGCCCUGUAUCCUUCAAGAGGACAACGAUCAAAACGACAAACAUCGGAGUCGAGCGUGCAGCGAGUGGAAGGCGCAACACGGAGUUCCUACUUUAGAUUAGUCAUCUCAGUCACCAGAUGCAAAUCCCAUAGAAAAUGUGUGGGUUCCGAUGAAAAUGCAGCUUCGCAGACGCAAGCCAUGUAAUUUAGAUCAGCUUUCUC